UGCCAAGACUCUACGAGGAUCAAGUGAGCUCUUUCUUUACAUUUUCUGUGCGCUGAAUAUCUUUUAGCUAUGAUUGCAGAAGUAUUUCUCAUUCUUGCAGGACACGAGUCGUCUUUGUUUCCCACCGACCACAAACUACAUCCGGCUUUUCUUCCUCUUCUUCAUCCAGGCGAGCAACAGUGCCUCGAGUCCCUAGGUCAAACCUCAUUUCGGUACCGAAAAUUGAAGAAAUCAUGCGUCACCCUCUCUCAGUCGCAAUCACGCUAUAUAUGUGCACUUUGUGCGGCACUCAGCCGCAUACUCAAGGACGAGUAUGAGGCCCUUGUCAUCUCCACAGAAGAAAAGGUUCUCAGACUGGAAUCGUUUGUACCAUUAUCCUCAGUUCGCGCCAUUUUCGCCGAGUGGGACGCGCCUUUCGCUGCUUUGCUUUCAUUGAUGGAUGAAAUCGAGGUAGUACCCCACUGGAAACCUGGACCCCUCAUCGAUCUCCUCCUAAAGCGAUCAAAGACAGGAGUUAGCAGAGUAGCCAGUAUUCUGUCUCGACUGUCUCUUGCAGUUCAAAGUGUUUGGAGAACACAACUCACUGCGUUUAUUGUACAUGGAUCCCUCGCUGCCGUGGAUCCUCUCGCAUCAGAAUCCUAUGUCCUCCUCGAUGGAAGCGUGCCGGCCUGUGUUUCGCCCCAAUCACGAGAGUCCAUCGCAUAUGUCGGACGCGCCAUAGCAACAGUAAAAGCCGCCAAGAAGCAUACCUCUCUUCUUGAACAAGUCUUUCCGGAAGAUCGCCAUCCAUUUGACAAUGUUAUAGCACAAAUCAGGACCAGUGUUAGCGAGUGGUUAUGGCUAAACGUCUUGACCCGUAAAGACGUCGAUGAUGCCGUCGAUUCUUUAGCAAAUUACUUCCUCUUACGCAACGGAGAGUUCAGUUUAUCCCUCAUACGAGAAAUUGAACGUAUGAAAAUUUCUCGGCUGACCAUGCAUUCGGGCUCGGCAAUGAUUCGCGAACAAGAUCUGAACCUUGCCUUGUUACGAGCAUCACUUGGGACAACCGCCCAACACGACCCUUCCCUUUCUCACCUCCGAUUCUCUAUGCCUGCCUGUUUGCUAGGUACUCCUCUUGAUCUCACUUAUAUUGUAUCUUGGCCGCUAGACUUAUUUCUUCAUGCAUCCGAUCUCGCUGCAUAUGGAACUCUUUUUGCUUAUUUGUCUUCUCUAAGGAAGACCCAUAUUCGGAUACACUCGUGCUGGACCUCUCUAUCGAACUCCCAACGUGCAAGGCGACGUUGGACAGGUUUAGGGGAGGGAGGCACUGUUGAGGACUUAAAGGCCAGAGCAGAGCUCCUGAGAUGCGGGUGGGGUGUCAUUCGUGACAUGGGCUGGUUCUUGGACACAUUUCUGGGAUAUGUUAUGAUGGAUGUCAUUGACGUGGAAUACGGGCGCUUGAAGAAAAUGUUGGGACAGGAUGGUAACCGGGGACUGCCAAACUCCUCUAGCUCCAUGCAGUCUCUUGCGACUUCCUCGGGCCCGCUACCGCCAUCAAUUAGUACGGUCAACCAGACUCUAGACUUUACAAGUCUUCGCGCUAUCCAUUCGACAUAUCUUGAUCGAUUAUUAACAGGAUGCCUGUUAGCCAAUUCUUCACUCACUGCCAUUCUCCUCCCCAUAUUUGAAGUCUGCGAACGGUUCGUUGCCCAGGUAGAGCGGUGGGGUGGCGAUAUUCUUCCCGCCCUCUUAUUUGAAGGUAGUUUGAAAGGGGAGGACGAGGAGGUUGGUGCAAUGGUGAAGGAACGUCAUCAGAUUGUUUUUGAGAUCAAGGAGACGCUUCAUGGCUUAUUAGGCUCAUUUUAUGAUCAACUCUCGUUAUCAACGUCGCAGCAGCCAUUCACGACCAUGGACACAUCAAAAUCGAUACUCAUGAACACGAGCGUUGCUAACUAUACCAGCUAUAAUGUUUCGAAGAUGGCAAAAGGGUCAGAGGGUGUGCCGGCGGACGUUCGUCGACAUGUUGAACGGCUAUUGCUGCGUUUAGAUUUCAACAAUGGUUUCUCAAAUCCUCGUUUAAAGGAGAAGAAGGAAACGGAUAUUCUUGGUCAAGGUGGUCUAGCGUAG
Messenger RNA from Desarmillaria tabescens, 2106 nucleotides. RefSeq names its product gamma-tubulin ring complex protein. The record is from RefSeq and is a predicted model, not a curated record. NCBI's taxonomy places the organism in Eukaryota, Fungi, Basidiomycota, Agaricomycetes, Agaricales, Physalacriaceae. Gene Ontology annotation, molecular function: microtubule minus-end binding; gamma-tubulin binding. Bases 70 to 2106 code for a protein of 678 amino acids. Gene Ontology annotation, cellular component: centrosome; spindle pole; gamma-tubulin complex. Gene Ontology annotation, biological process: mitotic cell cycle; cytoplasmic microtubule organization; meiotic cell cycle. The transcript has 6 exons.